This is a messenger RNA of Prunus armeniaca (apricot), 654 nucleotides long. NCBI's taxonomy places the organism in Eukaryota, Viridiplantae, Streptophyta, Magnoliopsida, Rosales, Rosaceae. The record is from the annotation of a GenBank genome assembly.
AUGGUGGGGAUACAGAUUCCUAAGAAACGCCAUACCAUGAAACGCAAGGAGAUGUUCUUCAAGCGAAAUGGUGGAUUGUUGUUAGAGAAACAAUUGUCGUCAGGUGAAGUUAAUGUUGAGAAAAUCAAGCUAUUCAAAUCAAAGGAGUUGGAGAAGUCCACUGACAAUUUCAAUACUGAUAGAAUUCUUGGCCAGGGAGGCCAAGGUACUGUUUAUAAAGGCAUGCUGACUGAUGGAAGAAUUGUUGAUGUGAAAAAAUCUAAAAUAGUGGACGAAAGCCAACUUUCAGAUUUCAUCAAUGAGGUUGUCAUUCUUUCACAAAUCAACCACAGAAAUGUCGUUCAACUAUUGGGUUGUUGUUUGGAGACGGAGGUUCCCAUUUUGGUUUAUGAAUUUAUACCUAAUGGAAACCUUUCCCAGUAUAUCCAUGAACAGAAUGAGGAGUUCCCACUUACAUGGGAAGUUCGCUUACGAAUUGCCAUGGAAAUUGCAGGAGCUCUUUCGUACUUACAUGCUUCAGCUGCCUUUCCCAUUUAUCACAGAGACAUCAAGUCUACCAACAUACUCUUGGAUGCAAAAUACAGAGCAAAACUUGCUGACUUCGGAACUUCAAGAUCAAGGGCAAAACUAGAAAUUUUUCAGUGGGUGGGCUAG